Molecule: messenger RNA, 822 nt
Organism: Dujonia railenensis
Lineage: Eukaryota; Fungi; Ascomycota; Pichiomycetes; Serinales; Debaryomycetaceae
Source: the annotation of a GenBank genome assembly
AUGCUGUAUUCUUCCAGAAUGGAUGUAUACUCACCCACCCACAUAACCCUCCUAACGUACAUACGGAGCGCUUCGUCUUGCCUGCAACUGCAGUUGCUCAAGGUCUUAGCCAAGAUCAUCAGGGCCAUCGAACCGGAAGUGACAACAGCCUCUCAAUCUCCGGUCGAACCCACCAUCACCAAGGAAGUACUUGAUGGCUAUAUCUCUGCUAUCAACACCAAAGUUAACCCCACAGGCUUCAAGAUUGCCAAAUACAGAGAUCAAGUAUCUGGUACGAUAUACUAUAUUUUUAUCAGCACUGUGUCGGACGCCAUAACCAAAUCAAACACCUCAUACACACCCCCGGAAAUCGAUUCUAUCAAGAAGGUUAUAGAUGACAUAAUAGACCAGGACAGCUUCGUGUACUCCUUGGGCUACGUGAAUCUGAGCCAGCGUGUUGGCCAGACCUUGAAUAAGACUGCUAGGGAGUCGAACAUGUUUCUCACAAAACUUAUUGACGACGGUUGGUUCGAGCUAACGGAAGAGGAUAGAAUAGUCUUGUCCGGUCGAAGCAUCUGUGAAUUGAAACACUACUUGGUGGAAAGGUACGGGCUCUACGGGGAAGAUGUAGAGAAAGGGAAACUUUUUGUGUGCCAACAAUGUAAAGAACUUGUGACGAUAGGGUUCAAAUGCAAGGAGAACUCCUGUGCCGUUUCGUUCCAUGCCAAGUGCCUUGACUUUUAUAAUAGAUUGCACGAUAGCCCAAGGUGCCCCGGGAAUUGUAACUUUGAGUGGACAGAGGCAGGGAGAAGACUAGGUGUGCUUCCAGAGACCCUCAAAUAG